Physcomitrium patens is the source of this 3596-nucleotide messenger RNA. The record is from RefSeq and is a predicted model, not a curated record. Lineage: Eukaryota; Viridiplantae; Streptophyta; Bryopsida; Funariales; Funariaceae.
ACGGGAUCAGUUUACCCGCCGACAAGGAUCCAACCAAAUUCAUGCCGCAUAAAACCGGAAGGGUCAGAUCGAGUUUUCUCUGGAUUACACUUGAGAGUGAUGAUGUUCUCACGCGCAUUUGAAACUUCGGUGCAAUGUGCGCGUAGAUCAGGCCGAGAUUAGAUCAGUUUUGUGCUCACCUUUGCACUUCCUCACAGCUUCUUGUGUACAUCGCUCGCUUCAAUUUACUUAACUGUGAAUUCGUGUGGAGUAGUUGCAGUGGUUGAAACUGGUUUUUCUUUGAAUGUUUCUGCGUGUAAUCUGCUCGAAAGUCUUCUAUUGCUCGUUCUUGGUCUUAAGGUUAGCGUUGGGAAUUGGUUUCCGGUGCGUUAUUAGUAUCAGUGCCGAUUCAUGAUGAGAGGAUUGAGAAGAUGCGUGCGUGUUAUAACUAAUUUCCUUGAUAGUUGUGAUGAUUUUGUAUUGGAAACAGACUUGCAGAUAACAAGAGUGAAGGGUGUGCGAUUCAUUCAUCGCUCUGUUCAUUUUUUGUAUUGGACAUGCAGCUUUCGGAUACAAAAAUGAGGGGUGACAUCCACUGCGUACAGAUAUGAUACAGGAUUAAUACUAAUUAGGUGGUUUAGACGUGCAGGUAGGGACAUGGAGUUGCGGAUCGAGUGCUACAGAUUAGGAGCAAGAGAGAAGGAAGUUUUUUCAGAGAAUUGUUCAAGCUCCAGGAUUGUUCCUUAUUUCAAGUGCGCGGAAUGGGUGCAAAUGGGAGAAGCGAGAAGGUGAUUAUGUGAAUCGGAGAAGUUGAGGAGCUCGGCUUCGCGAUUGUCGGCACCCGAUGGGAUGAGACGUUGAGACGCUAGAAGGAGAGGUAUAACGUCUUAAAGUUUGUGGGCGCCAUGGAUCAAGCAGCGUCGGGUAAGGCCAUGCCUCUCAUUCCUAGUGAGAAGUCCGACCCCAAUUCAGAGGUAGAAUCUGAGUUGUUGCAGGCAUUUUAUGCAAUUCCAAGUUUAGACAAAGCUUGGACGAUUCCGUCCCGUAAAGAAGAAGGGGGUUUUGAUGUGGCGGUGGCAAUGAGCCAGGCCAAUCUUCCCGCAAACGCAAAACGGACGUUUCUGUCUACGGUUUACAUUGCCGAGACUGCAGAUGACACAAUUACAGAUUACCAUUGGGCACCAUUUCCGUUCGAGGUUAGCGGGGCCAGUCUGAUUGUCCCUUCUCCGUCGGGCGCAAAAGUACUGAUAAUUCGUAACCCUAAAGAUGCAACAUCUCCAACGAGACUUCAAAUCUGGGGCCCGGGGCAGCUCCUUCGGGAGAUAUAUGUGUCGUCGUCGGUGCACGGUUCCAUCUACGGAGACGGAUGGUUCGAGGGCGUCUCCUGGAGCCAUCAUGAAGAGUUCAUCUCAUAUGUAGCCGAGGAGCCUGCGAAUUCUCGGCCUGUUUACGGUCCAACCGCAUCAACAUCAGGUACUAACCACACCGGUGCUCCGGAGGCAGGAAAUUGGAAAGGCCAAGGGGACUGGUAUGAAGAUUGGGGCGAGUGUUAUUCCGGAAAGCGGAGGCCCGUGCUGUUCGUAGCAAAUGUCGGUUCUGGGGUCGUGCAGGUUGUCGAAGGCAUUCCAAGGGAUCUCAGCGCCGGCCAAGUGGUUUGGGUUCCUGAAGUGGUAUCAUCUGAUCCAACUUCACCUCUGUCUCUUGUUUUUGUCGGUUGGUCAUCGUUUGCUGAUAAUUUUAGCACCCCACGAAAGCUGGGCAUGAAACACUGCUUCAACAGGCCUUGUCAUCUGUACCACGUCGAAGCUCCAGUUCCUGGCACAGAACCUUCAAACGCAGCUCCUGUGGCUGUCAAGCUGACAGGAACAAUUAGCAGUGCAUUUUCUCCUCGGUUUAGUCCAAAUGGGAAGAUGCUGGUGUUUUUAUCUGCUGAAACAGCCGUCUCCAGUGGAGCCCAUAAUGCCACAAAUUCCCUCCAUUGUAUCAAUUGGCCAGCAGACGGGAUUGUUUGCAAGCAAAAGCAGAUCAAAGACGUAGUCAAAGUGGUGCAACAUGCGGAAGACGGAGCCUUUCCGGGUCUCUAUUGCUCCAGCCUUAUUGUAAACCCUUGGCUGAACGGAAGCUCCACUUUGUUGCUGUCUUCAUCCUGGCGUAGCCAACAGGUCAUCCUUGGCAUAGACAUUGUGAGUGGAGAUGUGAGCACCGUUAGCCCUUCCGAUUCUCUGGCGUCCUGGAACCUCCUCGGAAUGCAUAACAGUUGCGUGGUUGCAGUUGUCAGCUCACCAACCCAACCUCAGAAUUUGAAGCUAGGCCAUAUAGCCUCUCCCGACAGCUUGAUCAGGAGUGGCAAGGAAUGGAACUGGUCAAACAUUAACCUUCCCUCGCUUCAAUUUUCUGCGAAGGUGGAAUCAGCAAUGCGAGCAAUGAAGUACGAAAUACUUCGAGUUCCUGCUCCUAUGACGGAUCCUUUAAAAUCAAUGUCCGAGGGCUCAGGACAAUCCUUCGAGGCUAUCUUUGUCUCCCCAACUGGCUCCAUCAACUCCCCAACAGAGGAGCCAAGGAUAGAGAGCAUCCCUUCCCUAGUGGUUGUGCUGCACGGAGGGCCGCACACCGUAAGCCAGACCAGCUUCUCCAGGAACACAGCCUUUCUCUCAGCCUUGGGAUUCAGCCUCCUCCAUGUGAACUACAGGGGCUCCUUAGGAUUUGGAGAAGAAGCACUGCAGUCUUUACUUGGCAAUAUAGGUCGGCAGGAUGUGAGUGAUGUGCUUGCGGCUCUAGAUCUUGUUAUUAGAAAUGGAAUGGCAGAUCCUGCGAGGGUUGCUGUUCUUGGGGGCUCUCACGGUGGCUUUCUAGCGACUCAUCUUGUUGGCCAAGCACCAGACCGUUUCACCACAGCUAUCACAAGAAACCCUGCGUGCAAUUUGUCUUCCAUGGUGGGCAUUACCGAUAUCCCAGAUUGGUGCUACGUAGAAGCCUUUGGAAAGGACGGAGUUGCCAACUAUACUGAAGCACCCUCUACGAAGGACCUUAGUGUGUUAUACCGGUGUUCCCCCAUCGCUUACCUCUCCAAGGUUAAGGUGCCCAUCUUGUUCCUCCUUGGAGCUCAAGACAGAAGAGUGCCAGUCUCUAAUGGUUUCCAGUAUGUGCAAGCUCUGCGGGCACGAGGACAGGAAGUCAAAGUUAUUCUUUUUCCUGAAGAUGUUCACGCCAUUGACAGACCUCAGUCUGAUUUUGAAAGCUUUUUGAACAUAGGAGUUUGGCUGAAGAGGUUCAUGCACUAGUAGAGCACGGUUGCACGUAUUUGGCACAUCAACUCUUUAUACGAUCUCGGAUCAGGUUAAAACACUUUGGUGAAUUUUAUCGCUAAGAUGCAUCAAUGUCGCUCAUCCUUGAAGCUUUUGGAAUUUCACAUUGUUUGUAACAUGAUUUAGUUAUUGUGCUCUUCGUUUAGAGUGUCUUGAAUCUAAUUCGAAUAUUAGAGGAGUGUGAGAACGGCAAACAUCAGCCCCACCACGUAACUCGGCAUUUUCUUAAAAGUUGUGGAAGGUGUGGAGGCUGCUAUGUAGAAAUUAGCUCUAGUUUUUGUGACCUCAUCAACUGCAUUGCAUCUCCAUCAA